Cucurbita maxima (winter squash) is the source of this 384-nucleotide messenger RNA. RefSeq names its product auxin-responsive protein SAUR50-like. The transcript has a single exon. NCBI's taxonomy places the organism in Eukaryota, Viridiplantae, Streptophyta, Magnoliopsida, Cucurbitales, Cucurbitaceae. The coding region runs from base 1 to 384 and encodes 127 amino acids. Gene Ontology annotation, biological process: response to auxin. The record is from RefSeq and is a predicted model, not a curated record.
AUGGCUAUGUUUAGAACCAUGAAGAGGAAGAUGGGUAUCAAAGCGGUCGUCGAGAAGCUGCAAAGGAGGCUAUCACGAAGUCGAAAAUCGAACAAUGGGAUUCAUAAUGAGGAUUUCGACACGACUAGGGUGCCAGAAGACGUGAAGGAAGGGCAUUUUGCAGUGGUGGCAGUAGACGGGGAGGAGGCGAAACGAUUCAUCGUUCCGUUGAGUUGUUUGACCCAUCCUAUGUUCUUGAGGCUGUUGGAGGAAGCAGCUGAGGAGUAUGGGUUUGAUCAUGAAGGUGCAUUGGCAAUCCCAUGUCAGCCAAGUGAGGUUCAAAGGAUUUUGGAUGAGCAAUGGAAGUUGGAGCUUAAAAGAGUUGGGGAAACAUCUCAAGGCUAG